AUGAUGCUGCCAUUAGAUGUAUCGUCACUGUUCACCACCGUUCCGGUAGUUGAAAGCAUAGAAUACCUAGGCGACUUCAUACGGGAAACACACAACCAGAUAUUUAUGACAGUGGAGAUGCUGAAAGAACUACUGACAUGCUGUACACAAAUGUACGGUUUCUCUGUAAAGGCCAGCAAUGUGGCAAUGGGCUUACCACUUGGACCAUUCCUCCCAAAUGUUUUCAUGGGCAAGAUCGAGGAAAUGAAGCUCAAGGAUACUAUCAAUGAUCUGAAGUUCUAUGGUCAAUAUGUGGAUGACAUCUUUUGCCUGACAAAUAAGAUCACUUAUAUCGAUGGUCUAGUCCAAUAA
Dibothriocephalus latus is the source of this 351-nucleotide messenger RNA. NCBI's taxonomy places the organism in Eukaryota, Metazoa, Platyhelminthes, Cestoda, Diphyllobothriidea, Diphyllobothriidae. The record is from the annotation of a GenBank genome assembly.